UAGUUUAUUUUACAAUUAAUCAAAAAAACAUACAAAUAAAUACUCCCUCCGUUCCACUCUUUUUGUCCACUUUCAUUUUUGCACACCAUCCAAUGCACUUCUUUAACCCAUUUUAUCUUGUAAUUUAUAUAUUAAAAAAUUAUAAAAAUUAUAUAUUAAUAAUCUAUAUGUUAAGACAAAUCAAACAAGAUCACACAUGACUAUUUUUAGACUUACACAUUGAGAGAAUUUGAUGAGUCAAAGUGCUUAGAUGAACAGUUCCAAAAGUCAAAACUGGACAAAAAGAGUGGGGCGGAGAAUUUCAUCUUCCGAGGAUGUCUUUUAAGGUGAUCUUCUCAGUGUCAGUGCUUUCCUUGGCAUUGUCUCAGUUCUGUAAUUCUCUGUUUCUGGCAGAUGAGCUUUCGUCUUCAUUUUCGUUCAUCAAUCAGCUGCUCUUCCGCUUCAGCUCCAACCCCAAUUACGUCUUCCUCUUCUGCAACGGCAUUCUGGUUCUGAUCAUAACUAAUUCCGGCCACUUUCCGGGCAGUCAGUCGCCGGAAAAAUCCGCCGGAAGUGUUCCUCUGCAGCUUCAUCAGGAAGGAAGCUUUGUUCAAGAAGUCGAAGAAGAGGAAAGAGCGGGGCAGGAUGAAAGGGUAAUUUCCGGGUCUCAUAUUGAUCAUCAACACCAUCACCUUAAAGAAGAUGACCAAGAAGAAGAAGAAGAAGAAGAUGCAGAAGAUGAAGAUAUGGAAAUGGUGGUCUUGGGCGGCGGCGACCAUCAUGAUAAGGGAGGAGAAGAAGAAGAUGGGAGGAGUGAGAGGUUGAGCGAUGAAGAGUGGGACAAGAAAUUUGAUGAAUUCAUAAAGAAAAUGAAGCAAGAUUUUAUCAUCUACAACAAGUAGUGGCAAUUCAAGUCACUAUAUGUUUGUUGCUCUAUUCUUCUUCAUGUCACAUUGGAUUUACUAGCUUAACACUAGACCAUAAUUUUAAUAGAUUUUGAUAUUUGGUUAGUUUGGAGAUGUGGAUUACAUGCUCAUUUGAUAAAUUGAUAGUAUUAUAAAUUUCUUAAAAAGUUUCGGAGCGACACUCUCUCUUAGCAGGGUUGAGAUGAUUUUUGAGAAUAAAAAAUAUUUGAAUAGUUAUUGCUCAAUAAUAAUACUGUAUUAUA
Messenger RNA from Cuscuta campestris, 1147 nucleotides. The record is from the annotation of a GenBank genome assembly. Lineage: Eukaryota; Viridiplantae; Streptophyta; Magnoliopsida; Solanales; Convolvulaceae.